CCCAUGUGAACUUGCAUCUACUUUUCAGAACAUCAACGGAUUUUUAAAAGAAUAUCCUAAUGGCUUCGAAAAUGUCUUCACACCUUACGUGUCCAGUGUGUCUGUGCCUCUUCAACGAUCCAGCAGUUUUGCCAUGCGAGCAUACGUUCUGCCGCCUGUGUAUUUUGAGUUGUUUGGAAUCAGGUGCUACCAGAUGCCCGGAAUGCAGACAAAACUUUACAAAACAGGACCUGAAAGGAAACCGAGCUCUGAGAAACCUUGUGGAUGAUGUACAGCAAGAACAAAAGAAGAAUGAAGUGAAGAAACAGCAACAUAAUGCAAAGAAUACGCAUGCGGUGCUGUGCUCUGAGCACGAGGAACCGCUCAAACUGUUCUGUGAGGAUGAUCAGAAAUUGGUUUGCCUCAUUUGCAGAGAGGGAGAAAAACACAGUGGACACAGUUUCAAGCCUGUUAAAGAGGCUGUGGCGGCCUAUGAGAAUGUGGCGAUACAAGCAUUGAGCUUCAUUCACGAUGAAAACAAACAAAUGAUACAAAUUUACCAGUCACCACCUAAAAUCCAGAGACCCCGUCUACUACAAAUGCAUCAGAAACUGAAGACAGUAAGACUUCUGUGUCAUUAUACAGAGUGAUUAUAAUGAGUGUUGAGAUCGCAACAUCAGCUGCUCCUACUCUGAUUCUUCUUCAAAUCUUCUGUGCAGGAAGAGCUGAAAACAGAAGGACUCGGACCACCCAGAACACACCCUGAUAUCUCAAUUAUUUAAUUAAAAUAUUUCUAAAAUACACCUAAAAGAAAUGUAAUGUGUUUUUUGAUGCCAUUCCUUUAUUCUGUUUAAUGCGCAUGUUUGAGGAAUAUUUUAUGUUAUUUUACUCAAAUCAGAGAGUAAUUAAUAAAUAUGUCUUUCUUUGGAACCACCUCUAGAAAGAC
Molecule: messenger RNA, 925 nt
Organism: Triplophysa dalaica
Lineage: Eukaryota; Metazoa; Chordata; Actinopteri; Cypriniformes; Nemacheilidae
Product: zinc-binding protein A33-like
Exons: 5
Coding region: 60-629 (189 amino acids)
Biological process (GO): protein ubiquitination
Molecular function (GO): ubiquitin-protein transferase activity; zinc ion binding
Source: RefSeq, a predicted model, not a curated record